Messenger RNA from Mauremys reevesii (Reeves's turtle), 3613 nucleotides. Its product is annotated as transitional endoplasmic reticulum ATPase-like. Gene Ontology annotation, molecular function: ATP binding; polyubiquitin modification-dependent protein binding; ATP hydrolysis activity. The transcript is spliced from 18 exons. Gene Ontology annotation, biological process: mitotic spindle disassembly; autophagosome maturation; retrograde protein transport, ER to cytosol. NCBI's taxonomy places the organism in Eukaryota, Metazoa, Chordata, Testudines, Geoemydidae. The record is from RefSeq and is a predicted model, not a curated record. Gene Ontology annotation, cellular component: cytosol; nucleus; VCP-NPL4-UFD1 AAA ATPase complex. The coding region runs from base 233 to 2533 and encodes 766 amino acids.
CGGGGCGGGACACAGACAGUUGCUGGGUCCGUUCCGGGCCCGAACCCGAACGCGGGGCCCGCCUGUGCCGAGAGGCCAGGCCGAAGCUGGCAGCGGGAGCUGGUCCUUUACCCUCCCCAAAGGGGAGGAUUACUCCACGGCCAUCCUGCGCCAGAAGCGUCGGCCCAACCGGCUCCUCGUGGAUGAGGCAGUGAAUGAGGACAACAGCAUUGUCAGCCUGUCACAGACCAAGAUGGAGGAGCUGCACUUGUUCCGGGGUGACACAGUGCUGCUGAAGGGCAAGAAGCGCCGGGAGACGGUCUGCAUCGUCCUUACCGACGACUCCUGCCACAGCGAGAAGAUCCGCAUGAACCGCGUUACCCGCAACAACCUCCGUGUGCGCUUGGGCGACGUGGUGAGCAUCCAGGCCUGCCCGGAUGUGAAGUACGGGAAGCGGAUCCACGUGCUGCCCAUUGACGACACCAUCGUCGGCCUGGCCGGGAACCUCUUUGACGUGUACCUGAAGCCCUACUUCCUGGAGGCCUAUCGGCCUGUGCACAAAGGUGACAUCUUCCUGGUGCGCGGCGGGAUGCGGGCCGUGGAGUUCAAGGUGGUGGAGGUGGAUCCGAGCCCCCACUGCAUCGUGGCCCCCGACACCGUCAUCCACUGCGAGGGGGAGCCCAUCAAGAGAGAGGACGAGGAGGAGAGCCUGAACGACGUGGGCUAUGACGACAUCGGGGGCUGCCGGAAGCAGAUGGCUCAGAUCAAGGAGAUGGUGGAGCUGCCCCUGCGCCACCCAGGGCUCUUCAAAGCCAUUGGCGUCAAGCCGCCCCGAGGCAUCCUGCUGUACGGCCCCCCCGGUACCGGGAAAACGCUGGUGGCCCGAGCUGUGGCCAACGAAACAGGAGCCUUCUUCUUCCUCAUCAACGGUCCGGAGAUCAUGAGCAAGCUGGCGGGUGAGUCAGAGAGCAACCUGCGCAAAGCCUUUGAGGAGGCCGAGAAGAACGCGCCGGCCAUCAUCUUCAUCGAUGAGCUGGACGCCAUUGCCCCCAAGAGGGAGAAGACACACGGCGAGGUAGAGCGCAGGAUCGUGUCCCAGCUGCUGACGCUCAUGGACGGCCUGAAGCAGCGCUCCCAUGUCAUCGUCAUGGCUGCCACCAACCGGCCCAACAGCGUCGACCCCGCCCUGCGCAGGUUUGGGCGCUUUGACCGUGAGAUCGACAUCGGGAUCCCGGACUCAGUCGGGCGGCUGGAGAUCCUGCAGAUCCACACCAAGAACAUGAAGCUGGCCGAGGACGUGGAUCUGGAGCGGGUGGCCAGGGAGACGCACGGGCACGUGGGCGCGGACCUGGCGGCGCUGUGCUCCGAGGCCGCGCUCCAGGCCAUCCGCAAGAAGAUGAACAUCAUCGAUCUGGAGGACGACACUAUCGACGCCGACAUCCUCAACGCCAUGGCCGUCACCAUGGAUGACUUCCAGUGGGCUCUCAGCCAGAGCAACCCGUCGGCGCUGCGGGAGACGGUGGUGGAGGUGCCCCAGGUCUGCUGGGAAGACAUCGGGGGGCUGCAGGAGGUGAAGCGAGAGCUGCAGGAGCUGGUGCAGUUCCCGGUGGAGUACCCGGACAAGUUCCUGAAGUUCGGCAUGACGCCGUCACGGGGCGUGCUCUUCUACGGGCCGCCCGGCUGCGGCAAGACCCUGCUGGCCAAGGCCAUCGCCAACGAGUGCCAGGCCAACUUCGUCUCCAUCAAGGGCCCCGAGCUGCUCACCAUGUGGUUCGGGGAGUCCGAGGCCAACGUGCGCGACGUCUUCGACAAGGCUCGCCAGGCCGCCCCCUGCAUCCUGUUCUUCGACGAGCUGGACUCCAUCGCCAAGGCGCGGGGCGGCGGCGCGGGGGACGGCGGGGGGGCGGCCGACCGCGUCAUCAACCAGAUCCUCACCGAGAUGGACGGCAUGACCAACAAGAAAACCGUCUUCAUCAUCGGGGCCACCAACAGGCCAGACAUCAUCGACCCGGCCAUCCUGCGCCCCGGGCGGCUGGACCAGCUCAUCUACAUCCCACUGCCUGACGACACCUCCCGCGUGGCGAUCCUGAGCGCCAACCUGCGCAAGUCGCCUGUGGCCCGGGAUGUGGACCUGAACUACCUGGCCAAGAUCACCCACGGGUUCUCGGGCGCUGACCUCACUGAGAUCUGCCAGCGCGCCUGCAAGCUCGCCAUCCGCGAGGCCAUCGAGAUGGAGAUCAAGAUGGAGCGGGAACGGCAGAGCCACCCGGAUGCCGUCAUGGACGACGACUAUGACCCGGUGCCCGAGAUCCGGCGGGAUCACUUCGAAGAGGCCAUGCGCUUCGCCCGCCGCUCCGUCAGCGACAACGACAUCCGCAAGUACGAGAUGUUCGCCCAGACGCUGCAGCAGAGCCGCGGCUUCGGCAACUUCAGGUUCCCGGCUGGGAAGCCGAGCGGGGACGGAGGGGCCGAUCGCGCAGGUGGCUCCCGGCAGGGCGACAACGGCCGGGGCGGCCUCUUCCAAGAGGAGGGGGAUGAUGACCUCUACAACUGAUGGGCGGGAUCACUGGCCCCACCCCCUAUGCCAAAGCAUCAGCUCCGCCCCUUGUGCCAGACAUCCCUGCCCCUCGCACCAAGGCAUCUUGUACCGAAGCCUCGGCUCUGCCCCUUGCACCAGAAAGCUCUGCCUUCCCAACCAGACAGGUCCGCCCCCUGCCUCAAAGAGCUCCGCCUCUGCAACUGGAAAGCCCCGCCCCUCGCUCCAGAGAGCUCCGCCUUUGCAUCCGGAAAGCCCCGCCCCUCGCUCCAGAGAGCUCCACCUCUGCAACUGGAAAGCCCCGCCCCUCGCUCCAGAGAGCUCCGCCUUUGCAUCCGGAAAGCCCCGCCCCUUGCUCCAGAGAGCUUGGCCUUUGCAACCGGAAAGCCCCGCCCCUCUCUCCAGAGAGCUCCGCCUUUGCAACCGGAAAGCCCCACCCCUCGCUCCAGAGAGCUCCGCCUUUCCAACUGGAAAGCCCCGCCCCUUGCUCCAGAGAGCUCCGCCUUUCCACCUGGAAAGCCCCGCCCCCCCCUUGCACCAGGGAGCUCUUCCCAAGCAGGCAGCCCUGCUCCCGUGCCAGCUGCAAUUCCCCGCAUGCCCCAGUUGCUCUUGGUUGUAUUCUUUUGUGUGGUAACAAACCCAGGUCUCCCAGCCCCCACCCCAGAUCACAGGACCCCGGCGUCCUGUGGAGUCCCGUGAGUGUGGAGAAAGACCCCACCUCUGUGUCCCUCACAGCAGCCUCCCGCUCGGGAUUACAGCUCUGCCCAGCCAUGUGGCUCCUCCUGCUGGCAGCCGCCCCCAGGCCUGGGCUUAUCCUGCGGGCUGUGAUACUGAGUGUGCCAGCCCCGGGGGAGAGACAACCCCCUGGGUUGCCUUGGCACCUGGGCACCAUCCUGCCUCUGAGGGCACCCACACCCCACCCAGCGCCUCGCCUCCCUCCCCCAGAGCUGGCGACAUGCGCAAGGGCCGAAGGGCCCUAGUUUGGGGCGAGAGGCUGUGGGAUGUCCCAGAUCCCCCCCCUCCCCCGCAGGAGCCAGCCGCAUGCGUGUGCCCAGCACAAUCUGUAAGGGCUGGACACUAGUAAAGAUCUGGAUUGUG